Molecule: messenger RNA, 1375 nt
Organism: Pomacea canaliculata
Lineage: Eukaryota; Metazoa; Mollusca; Gastropoda; Architaenioglossa; Ampullariidae
Biological process (GO): N-acylphosphatidylethanolamine metabolic process
Cellular component (GO): cytoplasm
Molecular function (GO): glycerophospholipid phospholipase A1 activity; A2-type glycerophospholipase activity
Source: RefSeq, a predicted model, not a curated record
AGGCUGGGGAUACAAAGAAUUUGUUUGCUUAGAUAAAAGAAUAGACUGGCCAUGCCGUGCUCGACUUGCAUACCGCCUCUGACGAAAGUGGCGAUCAGCAUCUGUCAAGUUCUUUCAAACGACUGACACUGAGGCUAAAUGCACCAACAGCCGAUAGCGCAGUGAAAGAGAGACUACUCAAGACAAAGUUCCGCGGUGUGUUCCAGUUCUCUGCCCUUUAAUACGAGUGACAGCGAAGACAACUUCCGGGUGGACACUUCCUAUGUUCUAGAAUGUUCCAUUACAGCCUAUAUAAAAGGAAAGUUCCCAUUGACUGAAGUAUUCAUCGUUUUGAUCUUUGAGUGAAAAGGUGUGAAGGUUUUAUUGGAUUUUAAAGAUGGUAAAGGAAAAGGUAAAAAAACACAAUGAAAAUGUGUUGGCCGCUCUUCGACCAGGAGACCUGGUAUCAUUCAAACGUAAGAUUUAUUCACAUUGGGGAGUGUAUGUUGGAAACGAAGAGGUGAUUCAUCUAAGAGGAAAUCACGAUUGCAAAGUCAGUGAGCAGAUUUUUUUAAAGCUUCUCGCCAGCAUGAUGGGGAAGAUUUUCAGCAAGGUUUCCAUCUGCAAGGAGAAAUUUAUGGACGUUGCUGGCGAGACAAAGCGAAGUGCAGGAACUACUUGGACAGAGAAGCUAAUACCUGUCGUUGGGGAAGAGCAGGUAGACGCGGCAGUUGACAGCCCCCGCCAUUCAAGCCUAUUUUGGGCGAUAGCUAUCAGGACUACCAGUCCAGUCUUCAGCAUAUCUGUUUGGAUCUGCAUUGGAGAGGAUGGCGACCAAGUACUUGAAAUAGCUUUCCUGUUCGAGCCAUACCCCGGGAAACAACUGCAGCCAAGGGAAUAUAGACCCAUUGCCUUGUCAUGCUAUGAUCCCGACGAGAUUGUGAGGAGGGCCGAAUCCAAGCUGGGGGAAAUGGGCUAUCAUGUAUGUGAGAAGAAUUGUGAGCAUUUCGCCACCUGGUGCCGCUACGGAGUAGCAUGGAGUGAUCAAGUGUCUCAGGGUUAUUGUUUUUGCACACUUGGGAUUUCUUUUAUUGUUUUUAUAUGUUUUAUUUUAACGAUAUAUUUCGCAAUAUAUUAUGGAUGGCCAUUAAUGGGGAAAUGGAUAUUCUAACUCCAGAGGGCACACUCUUGAAUACUUUUUACUGUUGAUUCUGAAGGGUGUUGGAGAAGAGUCUAAGGAAGCGAGAAAGCGCACCACCAUUUAAAUUGCUUGACAACAUUAGUGAGAGCUGUGACAGCUGUUUUCUGUAUAAACGUCAGGUCACAAGACAAAACCAAAAUGGCUGAAAGUUAUUUUUCUAAUCCUGUUGUCAAUUCGCUUCAUAUUAUAAUAAAA